Ceratotherium simum simum (southern white rhinoceros) is the source of this 1504-nucleotide messenger RNA. NCBI's taxonomy places the organism in Eukaryota, Metazoa, Chordata, Mammalia, Perissodactyla, Rhinocerotidae. The record is from RefSeq and is a predicted model, not a curated record.
CAGGCCAACACCAUGGCAUGGUCCGUGGCCUGGGCAGGUCUGAUGGUCCUGCUGGCGAUCCAAUGGGGCUCUGCUGCAAAACUGGUCUGCUACUUCACCAACUGGGCCCAGUACAGACAGGGACCCGCUCGCUUCUUGCCUGAGGAUGUGAGCCCCAGUCUGUGCACCCACCUCAUCUAUGCCUUUGCUGGCAUGAACAAUCACCAGCUCAGCUCCAUCGAGUGGGACGACGACGCACUCUACAAGAAGUUCAAUGGCCUGAAGAAGAUGAAUCCCAAGCUGAAGACACUGCUGGCCGUCGGGGGCUGGAACUUCGGCACUCAGAAGUUCACAGAUAUGGCAGCCACAGCCAACAACCGACAGACCUUUGCCAACUCAGCCAUUGAGUUUCUGCGCAAAUAUGACUUUGACGGCCUUGACCUUGACUGGGAGUACCCGGGAAGCCGGGGGAGCCCUCCUUCGGACAAGCACCGCUUCACAGCCCUGGUGCACGACCUGGCCAGCGCCUUCCAGCAGGAAGCCCAGACCUCAGGGAAGGAACGCCUCCUUCUGAGUGCAGCUGUGCCGUCAGGGCGAAGCUACAUAGACGCUGGAUACGAGGUGGACAAAAUUGCUCAGAAUCUGGAUUUCAUCAGCCUUAUGGCCUACGACUUCCACAGCUCGUGGGAGAGGACCACAGGACAUAAUAGCCCCCUCUACAAGAGGCCAGGAGAGGGUGGGGCAGCGGCUGAACUCAACAUGGACUUUGCCGUGCAGCAGUGGCUGCAGAAGGGGACCCCCACCAACAAACUGAUCCUAGGCAUGCCCACCUACGGACAAUCCUUCACCCUGGCCUCCUCAUCAGACACCAGAGUGGGGGCCCCAGCUAUGGGGCCUGGAACCCCUGGCCCCUUCACCAAGGAGGGAGGGGUGCUGGCUUACUAUGAGGUCUGCUCCUGGAAAGGGGCCUCUGAGCACAGAAUCGAGGACCAGAAGGUGCCCUAUGCCUUCCAGGGUGACCAGUGGGUGGGUUUCGAUGAUGUAGAGAGCUUCAAAACCAAGGUCAGCUAUCUGAAGCAGAAGGAACUGGGUGGGGCCAUGGUCUGGGCACUGGACACAGACGACUUCGCUGGCUCCUUCUGUAACCAGGGCCGAUACCCGCUCAUCAAGACCCUGCAGGUGGAGCUGAGUGAGUAAGGGGCCAGGGACCAGAGGCAGAAUUCGCGGGUAGGAUAUGAACCCCUGUCCCUGAACUGCAGGCCCUGGCUCCUUCUGAGGAAAUGGCUUUGCCCCAAUACUGUGAUUUCCCAAAUUUCAUGCACCCCCAGGAGCUGAGGAAACUGUUGAGCCAAUUCUCUUUUCACACUCUCCUUCCUCUUUCUGGUUGAGGCAAUGCCCGCCCAGGCUGUUGGUAACCAGGGCUUCCCUCCAGGGGCCUGGGAACAGCAGCUUGCUCCUCUCUUCUCAAGGAGAAAGCCUGCGCUCAGCCUGAGGUGUGAGACCCCACUGGCCUCCCCAGCACAUG